UCGGAAGCUACGGAAGAUCGCCAGGGACGCUGUUUGAAAGUUUAGGUGAGGCACUGACGAAAAUUAUCGAUUGUUUAACGAAAAUUAUAAUGCUCCAAAAUGAAGAAAAUAUUUAAAUCAAAAAGUUCUAAAAAGUCGGCAAGUUCUUCUAGCCUUGGUGCCACUAAUAAUGCAGAAAAUGGAGGAUAUGACGUUAAAGAAAAGGAUUUACCGAAGUUACACAAGGCCGCUUGGCUGGGAGAUGUAAACAAGGUGAAGCAGCUGGCAAAGAAGGCAGCCGACUACAAUCAAUUAGACAAGGAAAAUAGAACUCCACUGCAUCUAGCUUGUAGUCAAGGUCAUAAGGAUGUUGUGGCGCAUUUGAUGUCAAAUAAAGCGAAGCUAAAUUUGUGUGACAAUCAUAACAGGUCACCUUUGAUGAAGGCUGUCCAAGCUGAUUGCGAAGAUAUUGUUGUUAUUCUACUGAAACACAAAGCUGAUCCUAAUCUUGUUGACAAGGACAGUAACACCGCCCUCCAUCUGGCUAGCAAAGCCGGCAGUGUGAGCAUUGCAGCUCUAUUACUGGAUAGCGGAGCCCUUAGUAAUGCAUCAAAUAAGGAUGGCAGGUCACCCCUUCAUCUUGCUACAAAUGAAAAACAUGACGAGGUGGUUGAACUAUUGCUCCAUCGAAAUGCAGAUGUGAACGCUGUCGACAAUCAGAACAGAACUGGUUUGAUGUUGGCUUGUCUAACAGAUCAGAUAGGUAUGGUGAGGUUAUUUCUUGACCACAAGGCCAGCACUGACAUCAAAGAUCACAAAGGAUGGACAGCAAAUGACCAUGCCAUUAUGGGUGGCUACCACGGCUGUUCACAUCUCAUUGAUGAAUACCAGGCAUCCAACAGGCCUCGGUCUCGUGGUACCAGUCGUCCAGGCACUGGUAUGUUCAGCUCAGGUACUGUGGAUUCGGAUAACUUUGGCUAUGCUUUGGGUGGACCUGCAUUGGAUUAUGGAGAUGAUGAAGACGAUGAAAUCUCUGCAGAUAAAAUGUCCAAUGGAGAGGAUUCGUGGGCAGUGUCGGCCUCAGAAACUGAGGAACCUGCCAAACAAGUUCUUAAGCAGGAAACGGAAGAUUCCAGCCAAAAUGAUCUUAAUUCUGAGAAAGCUGCAUUGCCAAAGCUAACAAAGUUUAUGCCAGAAUCGGACACAGAGUCUGUUAAAAGUCAGGGUGUUGGUGCUAAAAAUGUGUCCCGGUCAGGCAUCCCACGAGCGGUUUCACGCGAGAGCAUCAAGAGUGUAACGUCUGUCAAGAAUGAUAAGCAAACUUCAAAGAUUCCACGCCUUGCUUCUGCCAAUCCUGACCACACCCCUGUUACAAGCAAGAAAGCUACAAAAGACUUGAAGCAACAUGUACCAAAAUCAGGGUUCGGGUACGGUCCAUCCAGUGACCAGAUCAGUCCCAUGUCAACACCCAGGGGCAGUAUGACAUCAUUAGGAGAUAGUGAAUGGGACGAUGAUGACGUAUUGGCAGCCCUCGAGGGUAUCCCUCCUCAAAAGGAUAUGAGGACACCAAUUGCAGAAGAAGAGGAAGAUGAUACAGUUACUCCAGUGCCAGCCUCAAAAUCUAAAGGAGGAAAACUAACUGAAAGUGACAAGAAGAUGAGAAAAGAUGUUUUGAGUAAACUUGGAAUGAGUGAUGUGGAUGAUGAUGAUGAUGAUGAGGAAUCGGAGCAGUUCAGUGAAAAAGCGCCCUCAAUUGAGCAGAGAGGCUCUACCUUAAAAAAGAAAGCGGAGGUUGUUUCCAAGGCAACAAAGAAUGACACUCCAAGAUCAGUACCGAAUGAUAUGUUUGAUGAUGACUGGGACUCUGGUGAUGAUGAUAUGCUGCCAUCACACGCCUCAGACAACAAAGUAGUUCAUGCGCCACCUGCCACAAGAAAGAAUGAUGGUGGAGGAACAGCACAGGGAACUCCUGAUAAGAUGACUGGUAUUCAGGAUGAUGGUGAAGAUGAUUGGGAUACAGACGAUGAAGAGGAAGAAGAGAGUGAAUGGGAAAAAGAAAACCGAAGACAAGACGGUAAAGGUUCCUUGGCUAACAGGAAAGACAAUGAGGAAGACGAAGAAAUACUCAGGCAAGAACAAUGGGAUAAGGAAAUGAAGGAAAGAGAAGAACGAAUGAAAAGAGAAGCAGAGGAAGAAAUACAACAAGAGAAGGAGGAAAAAGAGAGGCAGCAAAAAGAAAACGAACGAUUUAGAAAGGAAGAAGAAAGGAAACAGUUAGAAAAACAGAAGAAGGAGGACGAACUGAAGGAGAAAGCAGAACUUGAAAGAUUGCAACGAGAGGAAAGAAAGUUAAAAAAACAAAGACAGGAAGAGCAACGUAUUGAGGAGGAAAGACAAAAAGAGGAACGAAGAAAAGAUGAAGAAAGAAGAGAGAAACAAAGAAAGGAGGAAGAAAGAAGAGUGCAAGAAGAAAAGGAAGAGUAUAGAAAACAACAAGAAAAGAUUAAAAGGGAAAGAGAGAGGGUUCUUGAGGAGGAAGAACUUGCUAAAAAGAGGAUCCACGAUUUAGAAAAAGCUGCAGAGAUUAAACGAAAGGAAGAGCUGGAAAAGCAAAAGCAACUAGAAAAAGAAGCAGAGAAAAAAAGAGUGGAAGAAGAAAGAAAGUUAAUGGAGAUUAAGUCAGAAUUUGAAAAGAAACAGAUGGAAGAACGUAAGAAAUUAGAAAGAAUGAAAAGAGAAGAAGAGGAGAGAUUAGAAGCUGUAAGAAUUGCAGAAGAGGAGAAGAGAAUUUCAGAAGAAAAGAAAUUAGAAGACAUGAAAAAGAAACUUGAACAUGACCACCAAAUGAAAGAGGAAGAAAGAAAGGAAGAACUUAGAAAAUUAGAAAUUGAAAGGCAGAAAUUAAAAGAAGAAAAAAUUAGACAGGAGAAUGAAUGGAAGAAAAAUGAAAAAGAAAGGCAAGCUCAGGCAAAGAAAUUGGAGGAAGAAGCAAAGAGACGAGCAGAAGAAAGAAAAAUUGAAGAGGAGGAGAAAAUUCAAGCUGAGAAGAAAAGACAGGAUGAGGAAAGGCAACAAUUAGAGAAACAGAAGAAAAUGUUAGAAAUUGAAAAAGAGGAGAUAGAGAGAAGAAGAGAAGAUGAAACUAGAAGAUUGAGGGAAGAAUUUGAACGUCAGCAAAAGGAACAGAAGAGACAACUAGAAGAAGAAAAACUUAGGCUUGAGGAGGAACGUCUAGCGAUGGAAAAACGACUCCAAGAGGAAAGGGAAAAUCUAAAGAAGGUGGCUUCAGGUAAAAUGACAGAAGAGAAAUACCUUGAGCAGGAAAGGUCAAGAGUUGAAGAGGAAAAAAGAAGAUUUGAAGAGCAACGGAUGGAAUUUGAAAGAAAACGUAUUGAAAAUAUGGAAAAAGAAGAUGAGCUACGAAGGGCUGCUGAUGAUCUCCGAAGAAAUGAAGAAGAGAAAGUCAAAGCAGAGAAAAAGAUAUUAGAAGAUGAGAGGAGAGAAUUUCAGAGACAAAAAUUAGAAUUAGAAAACUUGAAAAGGGAUAGAGAUUCCAUGGGAAGUAGAACUGGUGAUCGGAAUUUGCUUCAGUAUCAGAGAAGCUUGGAGGAAAGAUUGGCCUAUGAGGAUUCAGGAGAUUUUGUGAAUACAGGUAUCAAGAAUAGAAAUAUCACAAACAAUGGUGCUGCAGAUGGAGAUGAUGAGUUUGAUGAAAUGUUAAGUCAACUGGAGGAUGAAGCUGAGAUGAUGUUGAAGAAACAGGCACAUCCAUCAUCUACCACCGCUCUGGAGCAGAGACCAAAAAUGAACCAUUCAAAGGAUUCUGAAACAAAAAGUGCUGGCAACCUUUUAGGGGGACACAUGAGUGAGGGUGCUAUUCCAUACAAGCCAGCCAAUGCAACGUUCAGCUUGGACACAUACAGCUCAAUGAUCAUUCACCCGACAGUGAGUUCCUUUAAACCAGCCUGGAAGGCUGUUCUUGAUGAGCAUGAUGGUCUGUCAUUUACAUCAAGUGAGGGCGGUGACAGCAUGGAUGAUGUCGCAGAUACUGUCAUCCAGCCGCCAUACUUUGCAUCAACUCCUCUACCACAGUUGAACACAAGCGUUAAUGCUAACACCAGUCAUGAGGGCGCCUUGAGAAUGCAUGCAGCCCUUCGAGACCAUAAGAGAAUAGUUGAGAAAGAACGAACAGGUAGAGUGAAUGCUGAGAACCAAAGCAAAGCAUUGCAAUCAGAAAACAAGGAGUUGCACAGGCAAAAAGCUGAGCUUAUCAGAACAAAGAAUGAAUUGGAGCAGCAGUUAGUGGAGCUUGAAUCAAAGAUACGAGACCUCGAAUUUCGUCUUGUUCAGGAGGUAGAAAAACGUCACAACUCACAGAUUAUCCUGGAAAAAACGAGGGAACAAUUGGCGCGCAAAGAAGAGCUCUAUAGUGUAGAGAUUGAUGCACGACAAAAAACGGAACUGAAUUCCCGCAACACCAUACUUGAACUAAGAACGGUACAGAAUAACAUUAAACAACUUGAAGAGGAAUGUGAUGAGCUUAGAAAGCAACUCCUGCAAGAACGCAACACUAGGGCCCUUCAAGAAGAAUUUAGCUAUGACAUUUCAAAGAAACAUGAAUUCAUGAAAGAGCAUAAAGAAAACAAAAAGGAUGAUAAGGCUGAGAUUAUCAAUCGACUUGAACUUGCAGAUGAGAACAGAAAAACAGCACUGUCAACCAAUGACAAACUCAAAGACGAACUUUACCUACUGAAGGUUGAAUAUGAAAGACAGAAGAUAAAGUACAAGGACAGCCAUGGAUUGCUGGCUUCAGAGAAUGAAGAACUUUCUCACAAAAUAGAACAACUGAAAAAUGAUAUUCAUGUUAACGAUGAAGCUUUAGCACAUGCAACGUACACAUUCAACACGCAACUGGCAGCCGUGAAAGCUGAAAAUGUGAGGCUUCAUUCAGAAAUAGAAAAAGAUAGAAGUGAGAAAGGAAAGCUCAUAUCAGAGCUGAAUUCUAUUGGUAAUCGGCUUGAGACGACAUCGCGGGAGCUGGAGAAAUCGCAGCAAGCCCGUACCGAACUUGAAAAGGCUAUGCAGCGAGAACGUGAUGAGGCACAACAGAUGCGAAUCAAGAGAGAACAAGAUCUGAUUACGAGCAAGGAUGCCACACAGGCUAACGCUGUUCGACUUGGUUCAGCUGAGACAAGAAUUAUCAGUAUGGAGAAUGAGAUUCAUGUCACCCAGUCAACGUUGAUGGAACGUAACAACCAGCUGAUGUCAUUACAGCGUGAGCUUGACCAACGGACAAACAAACUACAGAUGCAGGAUGUGCUCCUACAACGAGAAAAGGAAGAGAAACUCAGACUAGCUGCCAAGUUCGAGACAGCGACUGAAAGGCUCAGUGAAGCUCAGAAUGAUGUCGCAGACUUGAAAAAAUCUCUAGAAAAGGCACAUUCCGAGAAACAUCUGAAAGACAGGGAAGCCACAGAUGUCACGGACAAACUAAAUGAGACCCUUCAUACAUUACGUGCCGACAAAGACAGGGCCCAGGUGUUGCUGGAAGAAAAGAAUGAAAAUUUGUCACAAACAAUUUCUCAGUUGAAGAAUGAAUUACAAGAACGAAACAAAACAGGCAGCUUGAAGGACCAGGAUGCUAAAGCACUUCAACAGAAUUUAAUGGAUACAACAACCAAGUUAUCUGUUGCAGAGGCUCAUCUUCAUCAUGCUGUCAAUACACAAGAAGCAAUUGUGAGAGAAAAGAAUUUACUUAUGAAACAACUGGAACAAAUGGAGGAGAAGUUGAUCUUGUCUGGACGUGACCAUGAUACAUUGAUUACAAAGAUUGAGCAAUUAGAGGACAAGUUAAGCCAAGCAGAGAGGUCUAAAUUUGAAGCUUCGGAACAACUAUCUACUGCCAAGGUCGCAGUUCAGCAAAAGGCAGAGUUGGAUGAUCGCUUACGUGAAGUUGAAACAAAGAAUGCACGUCUUGAGGUGAUGUUGAAACAGGAAAGUGCGCGCUGCGAAACUCUUGAAAAGAAUUUACAGGAGGCACAUAAGAUGCAGACAGGAAUGGAGGCCAUUGUAAACAACUUGAAUUCAGCUAACCUUCACAUGGAAGGCAAGCUAACUGAUGAAGCUGCUGCAAGAAGUGUGUUUGCUAAGGAAGCUGAAGAACACAAAGAUAUGUGGGAAACAGAGGUCAAAUCUAGGUCAAGUCUUGGUAUCAAGAUGGCUCAGCUGCAAAGAUCACGAGCUGGAAUAAUGGAACAGGUUGAAGAAGAAAGGAGAAGAACCAGGAAAAUGGCUGAAUUAAAGAGAGUAGUGGAGGGUAAACUUGAAAAUGAAACUCAAAGAUAUCGACAGCUGGAACAAGAGAUGAACACCACCAAGAUGAAACUGAAACUGGCCAAGAAAAAAUUGAAGGAUCUGGAGAUGCCUGAACUGCGUAUCAAUAGUAUAAAGUCUGAUUUUGAACGUGAAAGAAUCAACAUGGAUGCCACGGUUGCAUCGUUACGAAGACAGUUGGAGGAUGUUAGUCAGCAAUUAGAACAAGAAAACAAACUAAGGUCAGAGCUUGAGGUUAUCAACCGCCAAUUACAGAGAGAUGCAUCUUCUGUGAAGAUAAUAGGAAAAGGAAAAGAGAAGCUAGAAAAAUCAAAGAAGAGACUUGAAGAGGAAUUACAUGUACUGAAGGGUGCCCUUCAUCAAGAUUUUAUAGAGAAAGGUGAAUUAGAAAGAUACAAACAAGAACUGGAUGCCAAGGCUCGUAUAGAGAUUAACGAGAAGUUAGAUCAGGUGAACGCUUACUUGGAAGAGCAGGCUCAAGCACGAGAAAAAUUAGAACAACUUAGAAACUCAAACGAGGAGGAUAUGAGGAAAGAGCUAGAUAACACGAUCACCAGUCAAAAGGCUGAACUAGUGAAACUAAGAUCAACGUAUCAUGAUAUUCAGACACAGAAGGACUCGGCACAGGCUGAAGCUGCAAGGUUCAAGGAGCUGUAUGAAAGGGAAUUAAAAUCGAAAGAGAAAAUGUCCAGAGAUCUUGAGAACGAGAGGGACAGGUCAUCAAACUAUGAAAGCAAACUCAACUUUGAACGACAGAGAAAUCAGCAUUUGAAAGAAGCCAGUAUAUCACCGACUUCACCAAUUUUAAAGCGAAAUCCUCGAAAUAAUACAGAAAUAGACUCGUUUACUGAAAAGGUGUGGAGUGAACUUGAUAAAAGUAUUUCAAGACACCUGAGAUCAGCUUCCGUGGAGAUUGGUCCAAAUAUCGGAGAAGCACGAGAGAAUCUGGCCAAUGGAUUUGACAGGUCAAGAAGUGCCAGUGCCCGGCAACAAAAUAACCAGUACAUGGACACUCUGCGAAGAAAUUACUUUGUCUGAAUAUAAGUAGACUCUAUUUAACACGUGCCUGUAGAAUUGGCAUGCAAGCAUUAGGUUUUUUCUCUUGGUAUCUCGUGCAAUACACUGAUCAACCUAAACAGUUAAAUAUAUUAUUUAAUUUUAUGACAACAAAAUUCUCUUUUACAAGGAUGUGAAUAUAUAAAAUAUUUAAUGACAUUGAUUCAGGCAAAAAUUACUUCAAAUACAUACCUAUGGUGCUCAUUUGUAUUUUUAAUAUUAGAUUUUUGAAAUUUUUUUUUAAAUUUAUUUAUUUUAUUAUAUUUUUUGGUGAAUUUAGAAAGAACAGAAUAGAUUGAUGUGAUUAGAAUAUUAAAAUGUUAAAAAAUAUAUAAUUAAUAAAUAAUAUUGUAUAUAAUAUUAAAUUGUAAAUAUCGAUAUUAGUGUGAAAUAUUUUAUAUUAACCAAACCUUGAACUAAAUAACCUUGAAAAAAUCCCUUUUUAUAUAUUUAUUAGAAUUUAAAUAUAUCCAUUGUAGGUAUUGAGCUAAUACAUUAAUUGGUUUAAUAUUACAAUUUUAAACAGUAAACAGUGUGUUUAUUGACGUGUUGUGUUAUAGGGGUUUUUUUAAGCUACUAACAAAUAUUUUUUAAGUUAUUCUUUGUGUCCUUUACAAUAACAUUAAAUACUUUUUGUUUGUAUGUAUUCAGUGUACUAGUUUUUGAAACGGGCAAUAUUUUGUAUUCCUUUCCCACAAUUCAUUGCAACAGGUGUAUUUGCAACAUGUAUUAGUAUCAGUACCCAUAGCAACAAUACCCAUAGCAACAGUAGUUAUAGCACGAAAAGUUAAGAUAAUUGAAUUUGUUUCAUUGGUGCAUAUUGUUUGUUUUCGUCCAUUAUUUUGCAAUUUUUAAAUUAUCAUAUUAAAAAUAAUAUUACAGCUUUGUUACAUAUAUAACAGAAAUUUUUAACUAUGCAUAAUAUAAUGUUGCAUUUUUUUUUAUAGUCAAUGUAUUGUGCAAUUAAUUUUCAUUUUGUUCCGUCCAUUUGUACUUUUGAGGUUGUUGUGCACAUAAAAAAAAAAUAUAAAAUUAAUGUGCUUAGGCUUUGCAUAUUGUUUCAACUGCCAUGCUAGUUUAGUUUAGGGGGUCAGAUGAGUAGAGUGUGUGCAUAUGUUUAUCAAGUUUUGCUAUUAAAGUUAAAUUUGCCUAAGCUGACUUUGCCUUAAACAAUUUCUAAAGUCAAUCUUAUUUUACAUGCCAAAUUGUGUUUUUUAUUAACAAUCUUUAAGUCAAAUUUUAUCGAAGUCGAAUAAUUUUUCAAUUCCAUUUUGGAUUUGACUUAGGCAAAUUCAACUGUAUUACCAUAAUUUCUAUUUCCUCUUUGACGAUUAAAGUGUCAAAAAAGGGGUGCAGGCAAUUUCUAAUUAUAUAUUGUCCCCAAUAUAAAAAAAAUAAUGGUUUGAAUUGCUCCAAGUUUUUAGCAUUCAACUGAAAAUUAGAAAGAAUUUUCUUCUCCAAUUAAAGAAUGUGUACUAAUAGUUACUUCAGAUUUUUUACAUAGAA
Molecule: messenger RNA, 8874 nt
Organism: Anneissia japonica
Lineage: Eukaryota; Metazoa; Echinodermata; Crinoidea; Comatulida; Comatulidae
Product: ankyrin repeat domain-containing protein 26-like
Exons: 60
Coding region: 100-7350 (2416 amino acids)
Molecular function (GO): protein binding
Source: RefSeq, a predicted model, not a curated record